ACCAAGAGUUUGUAGGUGUAUCAGUUUGUACUUCUAAAUUGCCUAAUAUUGUGUUGCAUAAAAGUAUUUAUUUAUUAAUUAACGCUCAUAUGCUUCAAAUUUUUGUAGAAAAAUAACAAGGAGUUUUCCAUUUAAUCGGCACAGAACGACACAAAACUGAACCAUUGGUUGUUAUAAAAAUAUACUGCUAGAACCAACCAAUCAUCAUACUUUAUGUAUGUCGGUAGAACUAUGCCAUGAAUACUACACUUGCAACAUAGUUGACAUUUUUCCCGGAAUAUGCGCUGACAUUCAUUGCAUUUGAGAGCUUUCCGUUUUGCAAAUGGGCGGACUUCCUUCGUCGUAGGUUAAACGCGUUAUUUUCGGAGUUAUUUAUUCGGGAGUGAGCAAUUCAUUUUUUGGAACACUACUAUUUGUCCCAAGAAAGGACCUCACCCAGGAAGCCGAUAGUUUGUUAGGUACAAGUUCGGCCUCAAUACAGAACUCCGAAAUAUGAACAGCUUUGAAGGAUAAGUGACGCCACUAACUUCAGUCCUUCAUACUGAGACGAUUUCGAGAGUAGAAAGAAACAUUAAGAUUAUUUUAGUCAAUUACAAAGUCUUCUGACAAUCCAAUCAUGUCUGUAACAUUCGCUCAACGCGGUAGACCUCCACCGAAUAAUGCCCAAAUACAAAAGAUGCUGGAUGAAAACAGUCAUCUCAUACAAACAAUUCAAGAAUAUCAAAAUAAGGGAAAGCCACAAGAAUGCAUUCAAUAUCAGCAAAUAUUACAUCGAAAUUUAGUAUAUUUAGCAUCUAUUGCUGAUGCUAACCAAAAUAUUCAGGCUUUGCUUCCUCCACCACAAAGUAUACCUAAUGCACCUCAGCAUGCUAUGAUGGGGCCUCAAGGUCCACCAAGUGGACCUGCUGUGUCUGGAGGUCCUGUUGGUGAUAUGCCUCCCAAUGCUCCACAACCAAUUCCAAUGUCGAGUUUCAAUCAAGGACAACCAAUUCCGCAAGGAGGCUAUAGGGGUCCUGUUAUGCCUGGUCAAGGUCCUGCUAUGAGCCGUCCAACUGCAGGGCCAGUUCCACAACAAUAUAGAGGAGGUCCACAGGGAUAUCCACAGCAACCAACCCAACAAGGAUAUCCUGGGCCAUAUGCUAAUCAAAACCCUGGCAGCAACUAUCAAGGACCCCAAGGUUCUGCUUAUACCCCAGGGCAGCCAAAUCAAUAUGGACCACCUGCCCCGUCGCAGCAGCAGGGCUAUCCCAGUCCAAAUCAACCGGGCUAUGGACCGCCAACUACAGUUAAUAGCUAUGGUCCACAACCAGGAGGUUAUCCACCACCUGGUUCAACUCAGCCGCCAACUGGUUAUGGGCCGCCGCCUCCAAAUCAGCAGGGAUAUCCUCCACCUAACUCGUCGCAGCAGAAUUUUCCCACAGGCGGACAGCAACAGCAGCCUGGACAGUAUGGAAGUCCCAGUCCGCAACCCAGUUAUCAACAACCGCCAUCUCAGCCUCCUCCUCAGAAUGCGUACAGCGCUAAUCAAUCAGCAAACUAUCCUCCUCCAUCUGCUCAAGGUUAUCCGAACAAUGCUCCCCCUCAAAGUUAUCCUCCGCCACCAACUUCAACAGGAGCUCAGCCGCCACAGCCUGGGCCACAACAAAACGCAGGACCGCAACCUAACUACGGGAACCAAGCCAGUCCAGGACCAGGCCCUACUCCAUAUGGAGGACCUGCGUCCACAUCUCCUCCAUUUAGUACGUCCUCAGCAAGUGGAGGAAACACUUAUGCUCAGAGUGGACAGCCUACAAGCACUCCCUCUGCUUCCACCCAAACUUAUCCUCCAGGCAGUGGACCACCGCCAACUUCUCAAGCCGGAGGUUAUGCUCCGCCGGGGCCAACGCCUGCAGGCUACCCGGUCCAUCAGUCACCUCAUCCGCCACCUCAUCAGGGACCUCAUCAGGCGCCACAUCAACCACCACAUCAACCACCACAUCAACCUCCUCAUCAGUCACCUCAUCCACCACCACAUCAGUCUCCUCAUCAACCACCGCAUCCCUCUGGUCCUCAUCAGCCUCCUCAUCAGCCGUCGCAUCAAGGCUCACAUCAACCGCCGCCUCAUCAAUCCCCACACCAGGCCCAGCAUCAACCACCUCACCAGCCGCCGCCCCAACAAUCUCAACAACAGUCACAAAAUUCGCAACAGCAAUCGCAGCAGCAACAAUCACCUAGUCCUGCUCCAAGUGGUUUCCAGCCCCCAUCUGGUCCGACUCAAGGCCCACCGCCGCCACCAGGCCCUCCUCAACCUCAAUCAGCUUAUGGACCACCGCAAUCUCAUCCUGCUACUACACAAACUUACGUUCCUCCCACACCUGGAGGACAACCCCAAGUUUAUUCUCCGCAUCCCCCUCAAGCAGGCCAACACUACGGACAUACUCAGUAUUCUCCUCAGACUUAUCCACCACCACCUGCAGGGCAGGGAUAUCCACAAUACCCACCACGUCCACCCGGUGGACAUAUGCCUCCGCCACCCGGACCUCAAGGACCACCUCCUCCUAAUCAGUAUGCUGGUUACGGCUACCAACCACCUCCUCAGUAAGCAAGAUCUCUGUUUGAUUCAAUUGGUUAAUCAACAUAUUUUCCUUGAUUACGUUAUUAUACUCUCUGUUCAUCUCUUAUUUCGACAUUUCUGUUGCGAUAAUGACGCUAAUACAUACUUAUACUCUGGACAAGUUAUAUUGUCCUUGUUUAUUAAUCGGGGAAAAGGGGAAAAAUCUUACAUAAAGACAUAUGCGUGUUUCGUGAAUACACAUACACAGGAUCAUGUUCAUCGAAAGUGAAUGUACUUUUAAGUAGCAUAUCGCAUCAUUCGCAAAAAAAAAAGUAUUGGAUACAGAUAAAAAAAGCUUCGAUUAAAAAUAAUCAGCUUCCAUUUAUCUGAUAAUCGUAUGGAUUUUAACUAUCGUGGUGGUUUGAAAGAUUUUAUUGUCUUACUUCCAGGUAUAAGUUUUACCGAAUAUAAUUGAAUAUAAUUAUGCGCCAUUUCGAGAUUAUAGCUUCGUCUUUAUCUUCUCUCUGUAUAAGCUUUAAUCAUUGUUGCGACUUUUAGCAGUCAGGUAAACUAUUUUGUAAUUUUAUUUGGAUUCUUAUAAAAUUCUUAAUUGCUAUUAUGGUAAGCGUAACGUUAACAUUCCUCGGUGAUACAUAUUACAAAAUCUGCAAUCUAUUACAAAAAAAAAAGUAACUACGAUUGUCAACAAUAUUCUUUACGAAGCGAACUACUUGUCUAAGUUACUCAAAAAGUCUGAUUGAUAUUAGAAGAAAAAUAGAUGGCUUGACAGUGUUUUACUUUACUCAAGAUGUAAAUAUCAAGUAAUUACUUUACGAAAAAUUGCUGUAAACACGAGGAAUAAAUGUAUGUGUCAUGAAU
Messenger RNA from Cephus cinctus (wheat stem sawfly), 3412 nucleotides. Its product is annotated as basic salivary proline-rich protein 1. The record is from RefSeq and is a predicted model, not a curated record. The transcript is spliced from 5 exons. Bases 617 to 2581 code for a protein of 654 amino acids. Gene Ontology annotation, cellular component: nucleus. Gene Ontology annotation, biological process: positive regulation of transcription by RNA polymerase II. NCBI's taxonomy places the organism in Eukaryota, Metazoa, Arthropoda, Insecta, Hymenoptera, Cephidae. Gene Ontology annotation, molecular function: transcription coactivator activity.